UUCCCAUUUCAGUAAGGUCUGUUCUCAUUUCAGUAAGGUCUGUUCCCAUUUCAGUAAGGUCUGUUCCCAUUUCAGUAAGGUCUGUUCCCAUUUCAGUAAGGUCUGUUCCCAUUUCAGUAAGGUCUGUUCCCAUUUCAGUAAGGUCUGUUCCCAUUUCAGUAAGGUCUGUUCCCAUUUCAGUAAGGUCUGUUCCCAUUUCAGUAAGGUCUGUUCCCAUUUCAGUAAGGUCUGUUCCCAUUCCAGUAAGGUCUGUUCCCAUUCCAGUAAGGUCUGUUCCCAUUCCAGUAAGGUCUGUUCCCAUUUCAGUAAGGUCUGCUCCCAUUUCAGUAAGGUCUGCUCCCAUUUCAGAUCAUUUGACCGACAAACUGAAAGCAUGAUAAUUGUUAUUUUACUUCCUGCUGCUUUAGUUCAGGCAGCAGUUCGUCCUCUGAGUUCCUGUACAUCCAGAUGGAACUAUGUGACAAGAGGACUCUAAAAGUGUGGAUCGACGAGAGGAACGCUCAUCGGAAACCCAAACGCAGGGAGGAGAGUCUACACAUCACCCAGCAGAUAGUAAACGGGGUAGAAUACAUCCACUACAAGAAACUCCUACACAGAGACCUAAAGCCCGCUAACAUCAUGUUUGGUAUGAGUGACGGAGAGGGGAAGGGAGAGGUAAAGAUCGGGGACUUUGGUCUGGUGACGGCAGAAGAUAACGACAACGAUGAGAACCUGCUGGAGAGAACGAAAAAGACAGGAACCAAGUCUUACAUGGCCCCCGAACAGAGGAACCAGACCUCCUACGACAGAAAGGUGGACAUCUUUGCUUUGGGUCUGAUCUACUUCGAACUGCUCUGGAACCUGUCUGGGAUGGAGAGAGCAGAGGUCUGGAAUGAUGUCAGAAGCCAGAGUUUUCCUCCUCAGUUCAACACGCAGUUCAACUUAGAGAACAAGGUGAUAGAGUGGAUACUGUGUGUGGUUGUGUUGCAGAACAAGGUGAUAGAGUGGAUACUGUGUGUGGUUGUGUUGCAGAACAAGGUGAUAGAGUGGAUACUGUGUGUGUUUGUGUUACAGAACAAGGUGAUAGAGUGGAUACUGUGUGUGGUUGUGUUGCAGAACAAGGUGAUAGAGUGGAUGCUGUGUGUGGUUGUGUUACAGAACAAGGUGAUAGAGUGGAUACUGAUUCUAGAACAAGGUUAG
Messenger RNA from Oncorhynchus keta (chum salmon), 1179 nucleotides. Its product is annotated as eukaryotic translation initiation factor 2-alpha kinase 3-like. Bases 448 to 1179 code for a protein of 243 amino acids. The transcript has 7 exons. The record is from RefSeq and is a predicted model, not a curated record. Gene Ontology annotation, molecular function: protein kinase activity; ATP binding. Gene Ontology annotation, biological process: protein phosphorylation. Lineage: Eukaryota; Metazoa; Chordata; Actinopteri; Salmoniformes; Salmonidae.